Messenger RNA from Striga hermonthica, 1002 nucleotides. The record is from the annotation of a GenBank genome assembly. NCBI's taxonomy places the organism in Eukaryota, Viridiplantae, Streptophyta, Magnoliopsida, Lamiales, Orobanchaceae.
AUGGAGCCACAAUCAUCCACGACGCUCGUGCUGUGCGGGAAAUCCGUCGUAGAAGAUGAAUUCGCGCGGCGCUUGAAGAACAUAAAUGCGAUAAAUCUCCCCGAUGAUUCUCCGGUGACCGUUGUUCUGCAGUCCGAGGUCGAGAAUCGAGACGGCGUUGGAAACGACGACGUUUUCCGCGUGGGUUCGUACAUGAAUUCGCUCUCGACUUCGAAUUUCGGAAAGCUGCUCGUUUACUCCCCCAAAUUAGCUUCCACCCAUGAUGUCGUUUCUCAUAAUUUUGCUGAGUUGCCUGUUGGUGCUGUGUGUGUUGCUGACGUGCAGGUAAAAGGCAGAGGUCGGUCGAAGAAUGUAUGGGAAUCGCCAAAGGGGUGCCUCUUGUUUUCGUUCACCAUACAGAUGGAGGAUGGCCGUAUUUUGCCACUUGUGCAGUAUAUCAUUAGCCUGGCUAUGACCGAGGCAAUUAAAGAUGUUUGCCGACUAAGUGGCCUGCCUUCUCUUGACGUUAGAAUAAAGUGGCCGAAUGACCUGUAUUUAGAUGGUCUUAAAGUGGGAGGUAUUUUGUGCACAUCAACAUAUAAGUCUAAGAAGUUUAAUGUCAGUGCUGGAAUUGGCCUCAAUAUCAAUAACGAGCAACCAACAAUAUGUCUGAAUUCUUUUCUGAGAAGGAUGGGACAUGCUGCUCCUCAACUGCAGCGUGAAGAGAUUAUUGCAGCUUUCUUCAAUAAAUUUGAGAGUUAUUAUGACAUUUUUAUUAGUCAAGGCUUCCAAGCACUGGAAGAGCUGUACUACAAGACAUGGCUUCACAGUGGACAACGAGUUAUCGUACAGGAAAAGAAUGAAAAUCAGGAGAAAAUAUCAGAAAAUGUGGUCACAAUCCAGGGUUUAACAAAAUCUGGAUAUUUACUGGCUGUCACUGAAGAUGAUCAGACGUGUGAACUUCAUCCAGAUGGAAACAGCUUUGAUUUCUUUAAAGGACUGGUGAGGAGAAAAAUAACAUGA